Thrips palmi is the source of this 2076-nucleotide messenger RNA. Its product is annotated as trehalase-like. Gene Ontology annotation, biological process: trehalose catabolic process. Gene Ontology annotation, molecular function: alpha,alpha-trehalase activity. Lineage: Eukaryota; Metazoa; Arthropoda; Insecta; Thysanoptera; Thripidae. Bases 187 to 2055 code for a protein of 622 amino acids. The transcript has 10 exons. The record is from RefSeq and is a predicted model, not a curated record.
AGAGUGUCGCGGCAGCAGCGCGCGUCGACUUGGCUUGACGGCGAGGUGGCGGGGCACGUCGGCGAGCAGCUCUCUGAUCGCGGAACGCCGCGGCGCCCAGACACGCGGUUCACGGUGUUCGUCGAGGCGCGCAACGUCGCGGACCCGAGGACUCCGGCAGCAUCCCAGCAUCCCCCCAGCACCGCCAUGAAGACCGCCAGGACGGCGAGGGCCUCCUCCACGAUGCAGACCUGCGUGCUCCUGGCGCUGCUGCAGCCGCUGCUGCUCGCCAGCCUGGCCACCGCCAUCGAGACCUCCGACGUGUCGCCCGACUCGGUGCCGCCGUCUUGUGACAGCGACAUCUACUGCAAGGGCAAGCUCCUGCACGUGGUGCAGACGGCCAAGAUCUUCCCGGACUCCAAGACCUUCGUGGACAUGAAGGUGCGCGAGUCGCCGGAGAUCGCGCUCAAGCACUUCAACGCCAUGAUGGACGAGACGGGAGACAAGCCGACCUUCGAACGAGUGCAGGCCUUCGUCAACCAAACAUUCGAGGACGGCGACGAGCUCGAGGAGUGGGUGCCGAGCGACUGGACGGCGCAGCCCGCCAUCCUGGAGCGCAUCGUGGACGACAAGUUCCGCGACUGGGCGGCCGGCCUCAACAAGCUGUGGAAGACGCUGGGCCGCAAGAUGAAGGCCGACGUGCAGCUCAACCCGCAGCUCUACUCGCUCAUCUACGUGCCGCACGGCUUCGUCAUCCCCGGCGGCCGCUUCAAGGAGCUGUACUACUGGGACUCGUACUGGAUCGUGCAGGGGCUGCUGCACUGCGACAUGUACGACACUGCCAAGGGCGUGAUCGAGAACCUGCUGCACCUGGUGAAGCACCUCGGCUUCGUGCCCAACGGCAGCCGCGUGUACUACGAGGAGCGCUCCCAGCCCCCGCUGCUGCUCGCCAUGGCCCAGGCCUACUACGACAAGACCCAGGACCUGCAGUUCGUCAAGGACAACCUCGACACGCUCGAGCAGGAGUUCAACUUCUGGAUGAACAACUCCAUGGUUGAUGUUGAUAGUAACGGCAAGACGUACAAGCUCGCCAGGUACAUCUUCAUGUCGAACGGCCCCCGGCCGGAAUCCUACCGGGAGGACUUCGAGACCACGGAGGGCUUGCCGACCGAGGACGCCAAGCAGCGCAUGUACUGGGAACUCAAGUCCGGCGCGGCCACCGGCUGGGACUUCUCCAGCCGCUGGUUCAUCGACGACCAGGGCACAAACAACGGCCAGCUGAGGGACCUGAAGGCGACCAAGAUCGUGCCCGCGGACCUGAACGCCUUCCUGUACGGCGCGGCCCGGUCGCUGCAGGAGUUCACCAGGCUGCUGGGGCAGCGCACCAAGUCCCUGACCUACAACACGAUCGCCAGCGAGCUGCGCGAGGCGGUGACGGCGGUGCUCUGGAACGAGGCGGACGGCAUCUGGUACGACUACGACGUGCUCAACAAGAAGCAGCGCCAGUACUUCUACGGCUCCAACCUGGCGCCGCUCUGGUCGGACUGCUACGACCAGAACGACGUCAAGCACAUCUCCGAGAAGGUCGUCAAGUACAUCGAGCACAGUGGCGUGCUGUCGUACCGCGGCGGCACCCCGUCCUCGCUGGCCAACACGGGCGAGCAGUGGGACUUCCCCAACUGCUGGGCGCCGCUGCAGGCCUUCAUCGUGCAGGGCCUGGACAAGACGGGGCAGCCCGACGCGCAGAACCUGGCCGAUGAGCUGGCCCGGCGGUGGCUGCACGCCAACUACAUCGGCUUCGAGCAGAACUCCAUGAUGUUCGAGAAGUACGACGCGGAGAACAUCGGCCGGUUCGGCGGCGGCGGCGAGUACACUGUGCAGGCGGGCUUCGGCUGGACCAACGGCCUGGUCUUCGAGCUACUCGACAAAUACAGCAGCAAAGAUAUUCCCUCGACCGAUGCUCCGACCGGGUCUCCAACCCAAGCUACAACCCCUCGAGCCUCGGGAGCGAGCUCAACAACGGCUUCUGCUCUCAUUGCUUCCAUCGCCACGAUCGUUUUGUACAGUUUUCAAUGAAUAAACUAAGCUUUUUACAGA